AUGAAGUAUCCGUCAGGCUGUUCAAAGCGUCAGUUGAAAAUGACAUCUCAUUUCAUCUCAGCAAUACUGAUUCCGAUACUGAUUGCUGUGUUUACCAUAGUCCUUGCCUUUCAACAAGAAUCAAUUGCGAAAGCAAAUCGUGAAGUCGAUUUACGUAUCGCAACUGGACAACAUCAACAAAAUUUAGAAUUAGCUACUGAAGAACAUCUCAAUGAUCUGCUCAUCACUUACAUGGACAACAUAUCUGAUUUGUUACUGGCCAACAAUCUUUCCCUGGAUAAGCAAAUUCUACAAUCUAUUGUCUAUCCGAAAACAUUAUUUGUACUCCGUCAAUUAGAUCCAAAACGAAAAUCGGAUCUCAUUCGAUUUCUUAAUGAUUCCCAAUUGAUUGCCACUGAAAAACCAGUCUUUCUCAGUCUCCGAUAUGCCAAUCUGACCCGUGUUCAAUUUGGUUCAUCCGAAGAAAGUAACAGCAUGAGAUAUAUCUCGUUUGUAUCAACUUAUCUGAACAAUGCUUCGUUCAUUUCGGGAUCAUUUACUCAUGGCGAUUUUACGUAUAGUCGAAUGCGCGGAGCGCUAUGCAACAGUUCCUUCAAUUAUGCAAUCUUUCUUGCUGCGGAUUUGACCGACGCAGAUUUGACUGGCUCGCAUGUUUUCAAAGCUGAUUUCACCAGAGCAGUUUUGAGAAGUACAAAGAUUAGUCCAUCGCAGUUGAAAAGUGUAGGAUCGAUUUCGGACGCCACGCUUCCAAAUGGUGCCAAAGGUCGAAAUUUGAACCUCUUCAAGAAUUCUAUUUGUGAAAAUUUACUAAAUGGAAAUAAUAUUCAACAGAAUGUGAACAUCAGAAACAUGCGCGACUGGGCAUCGUCUAUCAGACGGAAGUUGGCUUUCCAAUUUCGUUUCAGUGGUUGGUUCUAUGAGCUAAAUGACUUACGUCUCAACUUUACCGAAUACGAUGAAGAUAAUGCCUCUUUAGAUCAGUACUCUUGUACUCGUAAAGAUAUUUUUCUGCAAAAUACGGUUAGCGAAUCAUGUAAUUUCACCAGACAAGGGGACGGACAUCAGGCGACGAACGGUUCAGAUCAUUAUGAGUAUGUGGAUGUGAAGCGGCUUAUUCAGCCUCGUACUCAUGCUAUUGGAAUUAACAUUAAUCUCGGACAACGUAGUGCCUGUCGAGAUGUUUAUUUUUCUAUCGAAACAAACUAA
Adineta ricciae is the source of this 1206-nucleotide messenger RNA. NCBI's taxonomy places the organism in Eukaryota, Metazoa, Rotifera, Eurotatoria, Adinetida, Adinetidae. The record is from the annotation of a GenBank genome assembly.